This is a messenger RNA of Phalacrocorax carbo (great cormorant), 4590 nucleotides long. The record is from RefSeq and is a predicted model, not a curated record. NCBI's taxonomy places the organism in Eukaryota, Metazoa, Chordata, Aves, Suliformes, Phalacrocoracidae.
CUCCACCGCAUUGCCCCACGCUGGCAACCCCCCACCCGCGCCCCAGAACGCUUCGAGCCGCCAGCAGCAGCACUGGAGCCGGCACGACACCCCCCACCCGCUGCCGCCUCGCCCCCCGCGGUGCCAGCGCAGAGAAGGGCGGCACGCAGCCGUGACGCCAGAGCGGCGGCGGGGUGGUAGUGAGGCUAAGAAAUGCCAUUGUUAUGACGUCAUCCUGCUGCCGUCCCCGCGCGGGACGGGCGCCAGGAGCCGCCCCCGGCGGGGCGGGCCGCGCAGCGCAGCGCGGCGCGGCGCAGCGGAGCGGGUCGCAGCGCAGCGCAGGGCGGGUCCCGGCGCAGAGCCGGUGCCGGGUGCGCUGGGCCGGGGCAGCCGCCGUGGCAGCAGCAGCAGCAGCAGCAGCAGCUCCAGCUCCUCUCGGCGGGGCGAUGCGGAUGGCGGUCGGCGCGGCAGCGGGCGAGGGGGCAGCGCAGAGCCCCGGCCCCGCCGCCGUCUCGCUGGGAUUGAGCGUGGCCGUGAUCUCCAGCCUGGUGAACGGCUCCACCUUCGUCCUGCAGAAGAAGGGGAUCGUGCGGGCCCGCGGGCGAGGUACUUCGUACUUAACGGAUAUAGUAUGGUGGUCUGGCACUAUUGCAAGGGUAGGAGACUGUUACUAUUACUCCAUGGUGUUACUGAAAACUUCUGUGGCUCUGGGUCAAAUAGGGAAUUUCUUGGCCUACACUGCAGUCCCAACUGUGCUAGUGACGCCCUUGGGAGCUCUUGGCGUUCCAUUUGGGUCCAUUUUGGCUUCUUACUUACUGAAAGAAAAACUGAACAUUCUUGGCAAGCUGGGAUGUUUGCUGAGCUGCGCUGGGUCUGUCGUUCUCAUCAUCCAUUCCCCAAAGUCCGAGAGUGUAACAACUCAGGCUGAGCUUGAAGAGAAGCUUACAAAUCCAGUUUUCGUGGGUUACCUCUGCAUAGUGCUGCUAAUGCUUCUCCUGCUUAUCUUCUGGAUAGCUCCAGCUCAUGGACCUACUAAUAUCAUGGUUUACAUCAGUAUUUGCUCUCUGUUGGGCAGUUUCACUGUUCCCAGCACAAAAGGCAUUGGGCUGGCUGCUCAAGACAUCUUUCACAAUAACCCCUCGAGUCAAAGGGCUCUGUACCUCUGUCUGGUACUUCUGGCAGUAUUAGGAUGUAGCAUUAUCAUUCAGUUCAGAUACAUCAAUAAGGCACUGGAAUGUUUCGACUCCUCUGUAUUUGGUGCCAUCUACUAUGUUGUGUUUACCACCCUAGUCCUGCUGGCUUCGGCCAUCCUUUUCAGGGAAUGGAGUAAUGUAGGAGUGGUAGAUUUCUUAGGAAUGGCUUGUGGAUUCACCACAGUAUCUAUUGGAAUUGUUCUUAUACAAGUCUUCAAGGAAUUCAACUUCAAUAUUGGGGAUUUAAAUAAACCUAACAUGAAGACAGAUUAAAAUAUUUUUUGAGAGGAAACUGGAUGGCUCAGGGAAGGAUGCAAGCCUUUCAUUUCUAGGUCACUGAUUCAAAUAUGAUUCAGGUUGGUAGUUACCCUCUGACGAUUUGGUGGCCUACGUGAAAUGAAUUGGAGGCCUCCAUCCAGUUUCAAAGGAACAGUUGUCCAUGUACCCCAGUCAACACAAUAAAUUACCUUAAUUGGAACCACUGAUUGAGUCAGCAUAGAGACCGAUGUAUUUCCUUACUGUAAAAAGGUAAUCCAUCAGAAAAGAUCUGGGGAUAUUCCGACAGACCUGUGUGUGAAAGCUUGCAUUGUGGCUUCUGAGGUACUGUUUCUGUGGGCAGAGAACAUCAGUUUCUAAUGCACUCAAUCUGAUACCUUUCAUGAGUGAUGUAUACCUUAAAAUAUUGGGGGGGGGGGGGGGUGGGGGGGGAAGUGAGUGAAACAAUUUUGUUAAUCUCAAUAUAGCAAUGUGUUCACCGUCAAGGCUGUGAAUCCUGAGGCAAACAUUGGCUGAACCAUGGACUGCAGAUUUGUCCUUUUUAGUGACUGUCUCGGCAAUUUGGUCUGCCAUGCGGUGAAGACACUCCAGGGUUUGCAACUGAAUUCUUUAUACAGAGCAGUGGACCCUUAAAAAAUCUUUCACUAAUUACUUAUCAGCUGAUGGUAGUGUCCAGGUAUGCAUUUUUCUUUGUAACUUAUGUGCAUUAAGACAUACCGCGUUCAUCUGAAAGUUUUAAAUGAGGAGCAGACAGAAAGACUGUGAAAGAUGUGAAAAUGAUGCACAGAUUCAUUGCCUAUAUGGUGGCUUAUCUGUAAGCAGAUCAGAACUAUUUCAGUGCCUUUGUAAUCCAAAAAUACAGCAUAAAUGUGAAUGUAUUUGUUUCAGAUGGCCUAUAACGGUCUAAUAAUUUAAUUUCACUGUCAAUAAUAUUGAGCUGUAUUAAAAUUCUAAACAUGUAAAGCAUCCAGAAGGAGCCACACAUUUUUGGAAGAAUUUACAAACCUGAACUGAAACCCUUAGAUGCCUUGACAGCUUCUGAAAAAAGACAUAGUCCUAAUGGGAAGUGGUAAUCUACGGGGCAACUGUUUAAAGCACUCCAGCAUACCUUACUUUUAGUUAAGUGAUGAAAUACAGGUAACUAUUUUGUGAAGUGGCUAAUAAGCAGGGGCCGCAACAAAAUAAAUUUAAGAGAGGGAAGAGCAUGAGAUUUCUCAUAGCUCAAAAAACAGAUGGUCUGAUCCUCUUGUAAUGUGGGAAAAGGAGGUUAAAGACUGAAAAAGAAUAGGCAUUUGGAGAGCUGAGUUUCAGAUAACUGACAGGGAUAUACACCCAGAUCCAGUAAUUUACAGACCCAUGUGAACAGUUCAGCCAUAAUAUUUUGGCAGGUAGUACAGAUAGCUUAAGCUAUGAUUGGAACGAUUCUGAACUGUUCAGUUUAAACCAUUUUGAGAAUAUUGAUAUGUGAAAGAAAUAGUUCAUUUUCACUUAUAUUUGGGAGUUAAAACAUCACAAGUCAAAAACUUCUCAGAAAAGCUUGAAAAGUAAUGAAUGUCGGGUUUGAUUUAAGUGCCAAAACGGAAGGGUACAGUGGAACUCUCAACAUCUCUAGUUCAGAACAAAACAACCAAAAAAACCCCAACAUGAUUAUGAGACAGUAUUUGAAAAAGUUCAUGACACUUUAUCAAGAAAUCAUGAAUGUAGCUUUGUGCCUGGCUGAGAGGAAUGUGGACAUUGAUUAAUGGGGAGUAAUACUGUCCACUCUCAAUAUGGCUUUUUGUUGACCUGAAUUAAUGUUACCUUAAAACUCAGCCUCCAUUUUCAUUUAAAAGGAAUCUUAUAAAGGCAGCAAUAAUCGUCAACAGUGAAUCCUAAGGAUUUAGUAUUCUGAAGGGACUGUUCUGAGGGAGUAAGAGCCCCGCUAUGUUAUUUGGAAACUUGUUUUAUAACUUCAGACUGUGGGGGAAUGACACUGAGUUGGCAGAUAGGCCAGCACGGAAACUGGGUAUCUUGUGAGAUAAAAUAGCGCUAGCAGAGAAAAGGCCAUCUUCAUGGAUUUUCAAAUAUUGUGUAUGGUUUCUAGAAAGUUUGAGAAUUGAGGGGAAUUGGACUAUGAAAGCUGGUUAAAACUAACGUCUGUCCAUCAUUGAUUGGAAGAUGGUAUCUUGGUUCUCAGCAGACAGUUAUCUUUUGUCAUAUUAGUUCCCUUUUUUUUUUUUGAUUGAAACUAGAAUUGUACAUAGGUUAUGAGACCUGUAGUGACCUACUUUUCAAAUCAAUGUUAGCUGUUUUCUGAAGCAGUCAAGUUGUCUUUUGAAAAAUUCAGAUUCAGAGUUCAUGAGUUGCAUGUUGGUUUUGUACUAGCCUUUAAUCUCUGAACACUUCUGUGAAAAUCUUUAGGACAGAAUGGAAAUGAUUGUGGUCUUAGUCCUUCUUUGGCCAUAUUCGUUUGUCUUGUUUUGUUUUAAAAUUCAUUCCUAUUUAUUUAGAAAGUGCCUAUCCUAGUAUGUUAGGUGCGUAUGCAAAUUAUUAGUAAAUAUGAGAUCCAAAAUAACUUGACUGCCCUGUCUAAACCUUGCCAUUUUCUGCUCCAUACACACAAGUUUGCUUGAUAAGCACUCACUAUGCAGAGUAAGAAUAAAGUAGCAGCCGUGUUCUGUGGUCCUCUGACCAUCCUCACAGGUGGUAAAUGUCUGCAUAGGUUUCUUCUCUUCUCCCCAGCUGCUCCUCAUCUGUGAUGAGCUUUCUAGAAAUGUCUAGUUAACCUUGUUUAAAACAGAGGUGUCAAAAGCCAGCACAUAAGGUGAAGAAAAUUCUCGUGGCCUUGCCCAUAAUUUAUAUCUGCAGCCUUUUACAUCAUGAAUGCUAAAUAACAGAAACCUUUAUUUUUGCUACUUUGUUCAGUAUGCAGCAGUGUUCUUUUGAGGUUUGCUGUACCUGGAUCUGGUUCAGUUCUAACUUUAGAAAUGUAUUAGCAAUUUCUGUUGUCACUGUUGGUAAGAUUCUUCUCCCCUCCAUCCCACACCCUCCUCAUUCUAGGUGUCCUACCUUUUUUUAGUCCUGUUGCUUUUCUGAUUUAAAAGAAGGCACCGCUGAAGUUGAAUUUUAGCCUUUCCCUCUUUAUUUCCCACCCACCCAGCCC